Messenger RNA from Polyodon spathula (Mississippi paddlefish), 2979 nucleotides. Its product is annotated as dnaJ homolog subfamily B member 12-like. The transcript has 9 exons. The record is from RefSeq and is a predicted model, not a curated record. Gene Ontology annotation, cellular component: endoplasmic reticulum membrane. The coding region runs from base 290 to 1420 and encodes 376 amino acids. Gene Ontology annotation, molecular function: Hsp70 protein binding. Lineage: Eukaryota; Metazoa; Chordata; Actinopteri; Acipenseriformes; Polyodontidae. Gene Ontology annotation, biological process: cellular response to misfolded protein.
GCAAUUGACAGGAACGUUAGAAACAGUUACGAUAAUACAGACAUUGCUUGAGUAGCACACUGAGAACAGGCACACACCUUAAUAUUGUGUCUGUUAUAUAUCUCUUUUGCUAUUAAUAUUAGCAUAUGGGUUAUAGCUCAUCCAUACAAAAGCAGCAAAAUAUGACAGUGCGAUCCCUAUGACACUUUCCGUUUGGAUUUGACGUCUAAUUAAAGCAACCAAACACGACAGCAAUUGGGGGGAACGUCAUCUGGGCGCGCUCGCCAGCGGAGCUCUUGUUAUUUCCACGAUGGAAUCAAACAGGGACGAAGCCGAGCGCUGUAUCGAAAUUGCCGAGGCGGCCUUCAGACAUAAGCAGGUGCAGAAAGCUGUGCGUUUUCUUGAGAAGGCACAAAGGCUAUUCCCGACAGCUAAAGCACAAGCUUUGAUAGACGCCGUCACGCAGAAUGGACAGCCAUCAAGCAAAAACCACCAGUCCAAGUACAAUGAGUCCACAGGCCCCCAACACAGGAGAGGUGGGGAUGAGGCUAGUUCAGCCAGUGGGGAUAAGGGUGGAGACAGUGGGAAGCCAUACUCGCCAGAUCAGCUGGAAGCUGUCAAAAGGAUAAAGCACUGUAAGAACUACUAUGAGAUUCUUGGGCUCAGCAAAGAUGCUACAGAAGAAGAUUUGAAAAAGGCUUAUAGGAAACUGGCGUUAAAGUUUCACCCAGAUAAAAACCAUGCUCCUGGGGCUACAGAUGCAUUUAAAGCUAUUGGGAACGCAUACGCAGUGCUGAGUAAUGCAGACAAGCGAAAGCAGUAUGACCAGUUUGGUGAGGAGAAAGUUCACACGUCUCGGCAUGGCCACUCACACUCAGAUUUCCACCGCGGCUUCGAGGCGGACAUCUCACCAGAGGACCUCUUUAACAUGUUCUUCGGAGGUGGCUUUCCGUCAAGUAAUGUUCAUGUGUACAGUAAUGGGAGAAUGCGCUACACACAUCAACAGAGACCAGAACGGAGGGAACAACAGAGAGAUGGGGGGCUGGCUCUUUUCGUACAGCUGAUUCCCAUCCUGAUCCUCAUCAUAGUUUCAGCGCUGAGCCAGUUGAUUGUCUCCAGCCCUGCCUACAGUCUCAGCCUUAGGCCGUCAGUGGGCCACACUCAUAGACGACUAACGGAACUCCUGAAAGUGCCUUACUAUGUGUCGGCACACUUUUCCGAGGAAUACACUGGGAUGAAUCUAAAAAAUGUGGAGCGGAAUGUAGAGGAUGAUUAUAUUUCCAGCCUCAGAAACAACUGCUGGAAAGAAAAACAACAGAAGGAAGGUUUGCUGUACAGAGCUCGGUAUUUUGGAGAUGGCGAGCUUUACCAGAGGGCACAGAAGAUGGGCACUCCUAGCUGUAGCAGACUCUCAGAAGUCCAGGCUUCAUUGCGUGGUUAACGACACCGCUGCCACAAAGACACGUUGUUUUUGGGGAGUCACUGAAGCCUGAUGAACAGUGCUGUUGGACUGUAUUAUAAAUAAAAUAAUUUCUUGUCCGAGCCUUCACCAAAAUUGGACUGUAAAAAAUAUAUAAAAGGUCCUUGUCAUAAUACAAGUCCAUGGGACAACACAUUUAGCCGAAAAAAAGGCUAGACUGCCCUUUACCCGUCACGCUUUUCUAGUUGAACCAAGACUUUCACAAGAUCUGUAAUCAUGGAAACACAUGGAAACCCAAAAGGCUGGGUGCUAGAAGCUAGUUGGAGAUCACACUCUUGUCUUCCAACAGGAGAACAUUAAUACACUUAAAAGGAAUGAAGCAACAGAAAUCUGAAAAUGAAUUGGAAUUAAUUUAUUAUGAUGCAACAACUGUUUUUGAUUGGCAUGUAUCCAUGUCUGAGAAUGGCUUUAGAUUCCCUUCAAUGUAUUCCUGGGCGAGUGUUUAAAUCAUGAAUUCAGUAUUAAUCAGUACAGAAUGGAGGGUUAAACUGUAGCAUUUGUAGCUUUUUUUUUUUUCUCAGCCAGCCACUGAUUGUGCCAGUCAAUGACAAUUAUUGUUUCAUCUCCAUAGUUUAUAUUUGUAUAUGUGUUGUACUUUUAACUAUGCAGGGACUAGAUUUAAAUUAUUUAGCUUCCUUCUUUCUAAUUAAAUUAAUUGUACCAUGUGAAUUGAAGUACGCCAAUUAGUAUUUAAAAUAAUUACAUCAGUAAAUAUGCUCUAUUUAUUAAAACUGAAUCAUCUGAAAUCCUGUUUUUGUUUUGUUUUUUUUUUAAGAUGAUUAAAGCGUGUGCUUAUUUUAGCGGACAACUUCAGUUUUGCUUUGUUGUGGAUAUAUCUGGGUGUAUUGAAAUAAUGGACAAUACUUUAAAUGAUACUUACAUCUGUAAUGUAUAUUUGAACAAAAAAGCAAAUCAAAAUAGCGCUUAAAAUAUUUGGUUAUGAAGUGAGUAAUAUACAGGGUGAUUGAUAAUACCUUUAGGGAAUAUCAACAAAGUGUUUUUAUUUUAUUUUGUUUUUCUGAAAGUAUAAUACAUAAAAGGCUUAACUACAAAAGAGUGUUGUAAAAAGAGAAGGGAAUUUGAUGUCAAAUAGACAUGAUUAUGGGGCACUGCAGAUGUAACUGUCUAUUUCUUUAACAACAGACUUCCAUCAGAAACCUCACUGAUAUUUUAACUGCAGCCAUCUGGAAAUAAAGCAAAACAAAACAGAACCCAAACCUUCAAAGAAAUAGACAUUAAACCACCCUGGUCUCUCCACCCCACUAAUGGCAAACAUGUUCCAACUUUAUACCCCAAAGGAGACUCUCUUUUAAAAAUAAAUGUACUUUAAAGCACUGGAACAUAUUUCUUCAGAGUCAUAUCAGUUUCAUCAGUACCCACUUCCGCUACGGUAGAUGUGUUUAAAGACAGAUUUUAGAACUGCAUGGUCGGUAUUCUUUAUUUCAUUGAAUACUGACAGAACUGGAGCAAUUUUGUGUUCCCAAAUAGGAUGUACUAACGACAACAAAAAAAAGUUUAAG